AUGCUGUACCAGGGCGACGACUCUUCGCCGGCCUCGUUCGAGAAAUCUCUUUCCACGCUUUCCAAGAAGAUCGGGGCGACGCAACUGCAACUAGACAAGCAGCGCUCCAGCUCCCGACGGGUCAAGUUUCUAGGUACCCUGUAUCUGAGUAUCGCCUACCUCAUCUACGCGAUCGUCUUGCUACUGGUGGUUGGCCAGAAGAAUCUGGGUCCUUGGGACUGGACUGGGUUGGCUGGUGGCCCCGUGGUCCUAUAUGUCUACCGAACAUUGAGCGAUGCCUACUUCACUUUCCGCGUCGACAAGCUUGAGGAGAAACUCAAGUAUCAGCAAACUGAACGAGCCAAAAUCAUUCAGAAGCUGAAGGAUGCCACCAAAUAUGACACUACGCUCGAGCUAUUGGAGAAGUAUGGCGGCGAGAAGCCCAAGCCCAAACGCACCAAGUCGCAACAACUCGGCGAUGGUGACGAGCCUGGACAGAAGGGACAGCAAAAGAACAAAAUGGGAGGGCCGCAGGGCAUGAGUCCAGGCGGUAGACUAAACAUCCCUCCCCCACCCACGGCCAACAUUCAACGACCACCGUCCGCUGCUGGCCCGCCGCAAACUCAACAGCUUCAAGGUCCAUAUCCUCCGCCGUCGCGCCCGCAAUCUUCUUCGAACGGCCCUCACGACUUCUCUGCCAGCUUUGCUCCCAACGCUGAAGAAAUGCCUCCGUCUUACCACCAAUACGACUUCAACACUGGCCCGCCAACGUGGUAUGAUCGCGUACUCGACCUGAUGAUGGGUGAAGAUGAGACAGCCCCCAAGAACCGCAUUGUGCUUAUCUGCCAAAGAUGUCGCCUUGUGAAUGGCCAGGCUCCUCCAGGCACCAAGAGCUUAGCCGACGUGGGCCAGUGGAAGUGCAUGGGCUGCGGCACUAUGAAUGGCGAGAUGGAUGAGGGAAAGAAGAUUAUUCAAGACGUGCUUGGUCAAAGUCAGGGAGAUCACGUGGAUGAGCAGAGCAGUGCAGCCAGCGAAAUCGAUGUCGAGUCAGACACGGCCGAAUCAAAUGAAAGGGAUGCUGCCAAGGAGGUCAAGGCAGUUCGGAGGUCUGGCAGAAAUAAGUCGCAAAUGGUUCCGUAA
This is a messenger RNA of Pestalotiopsis fici W106-1, 1119 nucleotides long. RefSeq lists its product as uncharacterized. The transcript has a single exon. Lineage: Eukaryota; Fungi; Ascomycota; Sordariomycetes; Amphisphaeriales; Sporocadaceae. The record is from RefSeq and is a predicted model, not a curated record. Gene Ontology annotation, cellular component: endoplasmic reticulum tubular network. Gene Ontology annotation, biological process: endoplasmic reticulum tubular network organization. Bases 1 to 1119 code for a protein of 372 amino acids.